CGGUGAUGAUGGAAACUAUUGAAAAGGCACUGGCUGGUGAAAUUGACUACGUAGGACAGCUCAAAGCUGAGCGUUUACAGAAGAUAAUAAUAUCAGCCACGACUCUCAUUUCUUUCAUAUCUGGUUGGAUAACUUCAAGAAUUGAAGUGACAGCAGUUGUAUACCUUUCUGGAUGUGUCAUUGCUGCGAUUGUAAUAGGUCCAGCUUGGUCAUGUUACAAUAGAAAUACUGUACAAUGGAAUGACAAAGAGAGAAAGAAAACAGAAUAGAUACCCAUUUAAUGCAUUUAUUAUUCUUUUGACGUACAUGCUGUCAUAUUAAACCAUAGCAAUCAUAAAUUUCAUAAUCUAGCGGUGGCCUGCACCUGAAGUCGAACUACCUGAUCCUCUAAGAUCUACGCCACGUCCUUGCGUCGUGUUCUUGAUUGCAGAACCACCUGACAAUUCGACUGGUUGGUCUGCACCUGCCUCGAGGAUUUUUGCGACGACAACGUCAUCUGUGGAUGUACCGAAUACAUUCUCUAAUUGUUGCUUGGAUGCUCUGCCGAUCUUGCCCUGUGAGCCUUGUUCAGUGUAGAAUAUGUCAAAUGCUGUAAAGUAUGAAUCAACUACUUCAACGAGUGGGAUCGUCUUGUCGCCUUCUGACCAUCUCUUGUACUCGUCUGGGUUGACGAUGACACUGAAGGUCUCAUGCUCGACUGGUGAUGGCUUGUAGAAUACUUGAGUGGUUGAUUUUCCCUGCUUAUGUGUUAGCCUUGCUAGGUAGACUGCAUGAAGUCGGGUGCUGAUUGGCGUACAAGCUACUAGCGCUAGAGCGUAUCCUCGAGGCGUGUAAUGGAAACGUCUAGACUAGAAACCCCUCCUUCAAUACUUUAGAAUUCCUGACUCACCAUUUUUCAGAUUGU
This is a messenger RNA of Wallemia mellicola CBS 633.66, 904 nucleotides long. RefSeq lists its product as hypothetical. Gene Ontology annotation, biological process: protein targeting to ER. The record is from RefSeq and is a predicted model, not a curated record. The transcript is spliced from 5 exons. NCBI's taxonomy places the organism in Eukaryota, Fungi, Basidiomycota, Wallemiomycetes, Wallemiales, Wallemiaceae. Gene Ontology annotation, cellular component: endoplasmic reticulum membrane; signal peptidase complex. Bases 6 to 269 code for a protein of 87 amino acids.